AUGCCAUCCCCCAGUCUUUUGGCGCUCGCAGUGAGCGUGCUGCCGCUCACGACUGCAGUAUCCUGCCCAUACAUCCAAGGAAAUCAGGCACACGAUGCUGUUCCCGUAUACCACCCUGAAGCCAUCGUCGAGGGCCGUGCGAGCCCUGAUGGGCCCGACUUUGGACGAUGCCCGCAAAAGAGCAAGGUGGCUGGCGGUGGUACACGAAGCACCGAUUUUUGGCCCUGUGAGCUCAACUUGGGAGUUCUUCGCCAGAAUGCCGACAAGACGAGCCCACUCGAUGCAGACUUCGACUACGCUUCUGCCUUUACCAAGGUCGACGUCGCGCAACUCAAGAAAGACCUGACCAAGCUGCAGACGGACUCUCAGAAAUUUUGGCCUGCGGAUUUUGGAAACUAUGGCCCUUUUUGGAUUCGUCUCUCUUGGCACAAUGCUGGUACCUAUCGCAUGAUAGAUGGUCGUGGCGGAGCCGGGAUGGGCCAGCAGCGCUUUGCCCCCCUCAAUAGCUGGCCAGACAAUGCGAGUCUGGACAAAGCCCGUCGACUCUUGUGGCCGAUCAAACAAAAGUAUGGGAGCGGACUGUCCUGGGCCGAUCUCUUCGUUUAUGCCGGCAACGUCGGUAUGGAGAACAUGGGUUUUCCGACCUAUGGAUUCGCGUUCGGUCGCGUCGACACAUGGCAGUCGGAUGAAGGCAUCUACUGGGGCAGCGAGCAAGAAUUCUUCCCCAGCAAGAAAAGUAGCGCGGACCGCUACAACGCCAGUACCGACAUCAACGAACGCGCCGAUAAGCUAGAGAGCCCCUUGGCGGCCUCCAAUCUUGGCCUAAUCUAUGUGAACCCCGAGGGCCCUGAUGGUACCCCAGACCCCAAGGCUUCUGCCAAAGAUAUCCGCAUGACUUUUGGACGCAUGGGCAUGGACGAUGAGGAGACUGUCGCUCUUAUUGCUGGCGGCCAUGCCUUUGGCAAGACACAUGGCGCCGUUUCUGGCGACAACAUUGGGUCAGAACCCAAUGCCGCUCCUCUCGAGCAGCAAGGUCUCGGCUGGAAGAACAGCUUCAAGUCUGGUGUUGGCAACUACAGCUAUACCAGUGGUCUGGAGGUGAUCUGGUCGCGUACCCCAACUAAGUGGGCAAAUGAUUUCAUCUUCUCCCUUCUGAGCCAUAAUUGGACUAUCGUUACGAGCCCUGGCGGUGCUAAGCAGUGGGAGGCCACUGGUGCUAACGCUUCUUACCCCGAUCCAUUCGAUCCGCACAAAUUCCACAAGCCUACCAUGCUGACGAGCGACCUUGCCCUCCGAUACGAUCCCACUUACAAAAACAUUUCAGAGACAUUUCUCCACGAUUUUGAGUAUUUCACAGAAAAGUUUGCUCUUGCCUGGUACAAGCUUCUUCACCGUGACAUGGGCCCACUGGCACGCUAUCUGGGUCCUGAAAUCCCUCAAAAAGCUCCUCUUAUCUGGCAGGACCCUCUUCCUGUUGCAAGUGAGCAUACUAUUGAUGAUGCUGAUGUGACGCAGCUCAAGAAAGAGAUCCUGUCAGCCUCUGGAUUGAACAUUUCCAACCUGGUAACUACUGCUUGGGGCUCAGCCUCGACCUUCCGUAUCUCCGACAAGAGAGGCGGCGCCAACGGCGCCCGAAUCGCUUUGAAACCCCAGAGCAGCUUCGCCGUCAACAACCCCGAUCGUCUGAAGACUGUCGUCAGCGCUCUGCAAGGAGUCAUGGAAAAGUUCAACUCAAACAACAAGAACAAGCAGGUCUCUCUCGCUGAUCUCAUUGUUCUUGGUGGCACAGCUGCUGUCGAAAAGGCCGCCACUGACGCUGGUUUCAACGUCACCGUUCCCUUCACUCCCGGUCGUGUUGAUGCAACUCAGAACCAAACUGACGAGAAAUCUUUCUCUUUCCUUGAACCCCAGGCCGAUGGAUUCCGCAAUUAUGGCAAGGGCACUAGCCGCGCUCUUACUGAAGAGUUGCUUGUUGACAAGGCCGCUCUCCUGACUUUGAGCCCACCUGAGCUGACUGUUCUCGUUGGUGGACUUCGUGCCCUCGAUGCCAAUUUUGAUGGUUCGAAGCAUGGUAUUCUAACCGACUGCCCGGGCAAACUCACCAACGACUAUUUUGUGCAACUCCUUGACAUUUCGAACACAUGGACACCAGUGGCGAACAGCAACGAGGAGCUUUAUGAGUCAAAGGAUAGCGAAAGUGGAAAGUUGAAGUACACGGCAACUCGUGCGGAUCUCAUUUUCAGCUCCCAUCCUGAGCUUCGCGCCGUGGCUGAAGUAUAUGCCUCCAGUGAUGCGAAGCAGAAGUUCGCAAAUGACUUCAUCAAGGCUUGGAACAAGGUCAUGGAGCUCGACCGCUAUGAUAUCAAGGGCCGCAAGCAGAACAACGUGCAAUAA
Messenger RNA from Akanthomyces muscarius, 2394 nucleotides. RefSeq lists its product as uncharacterized. Gene Ontology annotation, cellular component: cytosol. The transcript has 6 exons. NCBI's taxonomy places the organism in Eukaryota, Fungi, Ascomycota, Sordariomycetes, Hypocreales, Cordycipitaceae. Gene Ontology annotation, biological process: hydrogen peroxide catabolic process; cellular response to hydrogen peroxide. Gene Ontology annotation, molecular function: catalase activity; heme binding. The record is from RefSeq and is a predicted model, not a curated record. Bases 1 to 2394 code for a protein of 797 amino acids.